AAUUCUUUGCAUCAAACCCACAAACCUAAUUCAUACGCUGUUUCUACAGUGUUCUGUUCCUCUUCUAUUGAAUCUCAGAAAUGGAAAUGGGUAUACUGUUUAUAGAUCCAGAAAUGAGCAAUCUCUAGGGAUUUUUAUUCCCUCCUACUGAUGAUGAAUUCAUCAUUUUUCUGGAGUAGAAGAGAUUUGACCGUGAUUUCUCUGUUCAAUUCAUAUCCAAUAUUUAUAUUUAAGGGUGUGAAGCGCCGAAUUCAUCCGGGCGUUUCGCAAUUCACUCGUUUUACCUCGUUUGGUUCGAACCUUAGGUAGAACCUCAACUACUACAGGUAGAACCUCAACUACUACGAGGACUAGUAUCGUAUGAGUUGUUUUGGGACUAGUCUGAAUUGUUUCUCAGAGGUGAGAAAGAGUUAAACGUUGGCAACUACCAGUCGUUAUAUGACUUCUAAUGUCACAAAUCAUGUGCAGAAAAUAUAUUUUCUGGGAGUGUGGUAGAGGUAGAACCUCAACUACUACCAUGUAACUUUGGCUUUUGAUUUAGGAAAUCAAAUUGCGGGAAAUAACUUUUCUCAGGUAGAAGCACUACUACUUGCAGAAUUUGAUGCACUCGAUGGCUGUAAAUGGCUAGACCACAACGCAUCCUCUGCAAUGCACUUGCCAGUGGAUCUCGAACAGAGAGUUCUUUGUUCCCAACAGUUUGUCCAGGAGAAUGCUUGAGUGAGGGAACUGAACACUGAAACCAUCAAAGAAUGGUAUAACCAAGUUCUGCGAAAUUGGAGCUUGUUUGAUGGGACUGCUUGCUCAAAGAGUACCAGGGGAUGCAAAUGGUUCAUAACCUUAUAGAACUCUGUUGAAAAGUGUGCUGAAUUCAUCAUGAGAUCUACCUUAUGCAACUCCAUCCGAGAUCAGUGUGAGUUUGUCAUGAAUCAUGAGAUCCUUGCAUAAGAAUUUCUGCCAGUCAACUUCUGAAAACAAAAUUCCUAUAUAUGAACAGAAGAACCUGGAAACCUCAGAAUAAACAAAAAUCCCACAAUUUAGUAUCACAGGAAUGUGCUCAAACACUCCAUUUUUUGGGAUAACUUCUGUAACUCCGAAGCUGCCACUGCAAAAGUAUCUUCUGUUUAUGCGAAGGAGAAAGUUUUGGACACUAUAAUAAGGCCAGGGUAGAAACUUGAAAAUAAAUGAACAAAGAACAUUUUCCAGCAAUGUUUCUUUCAAAUAGUGUCCAACGGAAAUGAGUACUGGUGUUAUGCAAUCAACAUUGCAAGUGACCAAAUGGUUUCUAACCUUCAUGCUAACUUGUUUGAGUGCUGUUCUUAUUAGAGCUUAAUUUGAACGGUUUGAUCAGUUGAGAUUUGUUAGCUUAAUUUGUUUGUGAACUAAAGUAUGACACGGAGAAGACACCCAGAAAAACUUGUGAGGGAGACACAUCACCAAUCACUGUUGUUAAUGAUGUAAGAAACUAAGUUAUUCAUUAUUGUUGUAAAGCCAAGGAUUGUUUUGAAUAGUAGGAUGACUCGUAGUAAUCUUGAAAUCAUAUAAUAACGAUAGAGCUAUAAAAAGCAAAUCACUCCUUGUGGAUCACGAACCUACUAAGAAAGAGAACAAAAGGAGAAAGAAGAUUCUAGUAAAGGGCCCGGAUUUCUUUGAAUUUUCCAACUUCUUGUGAUGGAAGGAAAUACCCUCCUGUGGAAAAACUACAGUUAAAAGGUGGUAGUUACUUAAUGAAAAGAAUAUCAGAAUUAAAGGUGGGGCCUUUUUUUAGACUUCUUGGGAGUCUUGAGACUGAAGAUUACCACAGUACCAUCAUUGAUCAGACGUCAAUUAAACCGCGUUUGACAUAUCACUCAAAAAGAAAGCACUGGGUUCUAUUGAUAUAAAUAAUUGAUCACCCACUUUCCUCUUCUCUAAAAGAGUAAAUUAUUUCAUCAAAUUAAACUGGAGAUAUCUCGCUGUUCCUCUCGCUUGUGUGGUGCUGUAUCAGAAAUGGACCCUCUUGUUGGUUUCGGGUUCUAUCCGACUGAUCAAGAAAUCAUCCGUCUUCUUGUGGAGAAGAGGCGUGACCCUAGUAUAACUGUGCAUGCUAUUUAUGAAACUAAUAUCUACGAUUUCGAGCCUCCUGAGUUAUCUAGACUUUCAACAAUUCAGUCCGAUAAAAAAUGGUGCAACUUUUUCUGUGCACCUAAAUAUAUAAAUGCUGGUCGCAAAAGUGUUUACAGAGCAACCAAGACAGGAUAUUGGAAACUAACUGGUGAAGGUUAUCCCAUCAAGGACAAACGCAGUAAAAAAGUAAUUGGUUACAAAAGAGUUUUGGUUUUCUAUGAACGCCCCGGUGGUCCUAAGGAGAUUAAGACUGACUGGGUUAUGCAUCAGUUCACUGCUGCAGACAGUCCUCUUUAUAAGAAGGAUUUUGUUGUGUGUCGCGUAAAAAAGCCAGGAAAUAAGAAGCGGCGUAUUUCAACUACUGUUGGAGGUCAACAACGAAAGAAGUGCCGCAUAUCAACCAACAGUCAAUGUCAACCAAUUCAAGAUGUGGCUUUUGAUAAUGGUAAUCUUAUUGCAAAAUAUACUUCUUCAAAUUCUCAGUUAGUACCAAUUAAUUAUUUGGUUUCUAAUUUUAGAAAUCAUUAUCAUCAUGUAGAAAAUACUUCUCCAGAAUUGCAGUUACCUACAAUAGAAAAUACUCCUCCAGAAUUACCAUUAUCUGUCAUAGAAAAUACUUCUCCAGAAUUGCAGUUACCUGUCAUAGGAAAUACUUCUCCAGAAUUGCAGUUACCUGUUGUAGGAAAUACAUUUCCACUAUUUCAAUUACUUAUAGCAGAAAAUACUUCUCCAGAGUCGCAACAACUACCAAGUGAUUGUUCAGUCUACAAUACUGGACAUGAUGCUGUGGAAAACACUUUGCAAGUGGAUCCUCCACAUCUAGCAACAUUUAAUGCACUCAACGGCUGUAAUGGGCUUGUUCAGUCCUCUGUCUCAGCAGUGCAGUCACCAAUUAAUCCAGAACAGGAAUCCUCAAGUUCUGGUGUCUCUACUAAUGACUGCAAUGGUUUGGUUUCUCCAUAUAGUACUGUGUGGGAAGAUAUUCCACUGAAUGUCCAAGAUGAAUACACUAGUGAAGAAGGCGGAGAUAGUAUUCUUCCUUACUUUCAAUCAUCAAAAUCAAUCCCAGGAUUUUUUGGUGGGGAUAGAAGUGAAACAGACACUGAAUUCACUGAAUGGGUACAUGAUAUGUUUGAGUAUAAUAAUAUCGCAUCUGUAAACUACAAUGCAAUUUUGAAUUAUUGACAUUGUAUUGAUGCUUCACACCUUUAUUUUUGUAUUCAGAACUAUGUAAUCUUUAUAUGUAUUUGGAACUAUGUAAUCUUUAUAGUUUAUAUAUAUAUUUGCCUAUUUGGAGUU
Molecule: messenger RNA, 3402 nt
Organism: Pistacia vera
Lineage: Eukaryota; Viridiplantae; Streptophyta; Magnoliopsida; Sapindales; Anacardiaceae
Product: NAC domain-containing protein 71-like
Exons: 8
Coding region: 1987-3288 (433 amino acids)
Biological process (GO): regulation of DNA-templated transcription
Molecular function (GO): DNA binding
Source: RefSeq, a predicted model, not a curated record